GGCUGCACCCCCACGUCUAGGGGGAGGAGCGGCGGCCGCCUCACCUGGGGUCGAUUUAAAGGCACCUGUGAAGUAAUGGAGUUUUUCCUGUGGGACGGCAGCUGGAGACGGUAUGACAGCACACCCAGACAGUGCGCUGCCCAGUCCGCUCGAGAUGAGUGGUCGGUCCAUUCCCUCAUGGCCUAGUCUCACAGAGAUGUCUUUGGACACCGUGCUCAACCUGAGUAGUCCCCACAUGUGUGUCCCAGAACCCUGGCUUCUCCCCGGCUGUAGCUCCAUGUACGACAGCUUGGUCAGUAACUUGGAGACGAGCUCGCCUCUCUCUGCUGUGACCACAGAUGACGCGAAUGGUGCUUUUGUCCAGAAGCCUCGCAGGUCUUCAAUCCUGGAGCGCUGCAUACUGCGACUGUCCACCUCCAGUGUCGCUGUGGGGACGGAAGACAUGGACGGUAUAAGGAGAUCCCAGUCUGAGACGCGCUGGUGGUAUCGACCUCUGGAUCCUUCCAGGUGUGAGACCAACGAGUCUGUCUUGAAGCGCCGACAGAAGCAGAUUCAUUAUGGAAAGAACACAGCUGGUUACCAGAACUACCUGCGGCAGGUCCCCAAGUGUUUCCGCAUCCCUGGACUGCACCCCCGCACACCUAACAAAUAUCGCAAAUAUAGCCGGCGUUCCUGGGACAUGCAGAUACGCCUAUGGAGACGAGCACUUCAUGAAUGGGACCCCCCCUCUGAUGCACCCUGUCCUGAUGCUUUGCCAGAGGUGGGAGCAGAGAAGCAAGAUCCAGUGGACCAAAUGGGAGAUCUGCUGGAUAAAAUUGGUGCUGAGCUGUGUGAGGGAAGAGAACGGGAAGCAUCAGAGAACAUUGAGGAUCUGUCCAUGCUACAGUCCUCUCCUCCAGCCCAAAUUUCUCCAGACAGUUCUUGGGUCUCUAUGCAGGCCAACACUACUGUGUUCCAGUCUUCACCCCCCCAGCCCAGCUUGGCUUACUCUUUCAGCUCUCGGCUUUCAGCUGAAGAGAACGUGCUGGGUUGGCUGCGCUUCCUCAUGGAGAAUGACCGUACCCAGUGCACUCGGGCAGAGCGGCCCACUUGUGGUGACCAGCUGCCAUGGAGACUGUAGUGAGCAGGGCAUCGAGUCACUGUUCCUUUACUAUAAGCUACGAAGGAUUUGUUUCUCUUAACGUGUUUGUUUUGCAUGGAUAUGCGCACAUCUUGGUUCUGCACGCAAUGGACAUACCAUGUCCUACAUGGUUGGUUUAGGGCUUGUUGGAGUUUGAAGCCAGUCUCAUCCACUGCUGCACUAUAUCAACCGGCAUUUUAAAGUUCUCCAUCCACUUGGCUGGCUACAUGCGAUGCUCACUUCGUUCUGUCAUUUGAUGCCUUUCCAGUUCAGUGUGACUCCUACGCUCCUGGUCUCCAGUGACUGCAUAGAUCACACUUUGGCUUGAUAAACUGUUUCAUCCAUUCUCA
Messenger RNA from Brienomyrus brachyistius, 1470 nucleotides. RefSeq names its product stem-loop binding protein 2 (gene slbp2). Gene Ontology annotation, molecular function: mRNA binding; histone pre-mRNA stem-loop binding. The coding region runs from base 113 to 1120 and encodes 335 amino acids. NCBI's taxonomy places the organism in Eukaryota, Metazoa, Chordata, Actinopteri, Osteoglossiformes, Mormyridae. Gene Ontology annotation, cellular component: histone pre-mRNA 3'end processing complex; cytoplasm. The transcript has 8 exons. The record is from RefSeq and is a predicted model, not a curated record. Gene Ontology annotation, biological process: mRNA transport; mRNA 3'-end processing by stem-loop binding and cleavage.